This is a messenger RNA of Exophiala viscosa, 1540 nucleotides long. Its product is annotated as lipoyl transferase. Gene Ontology annotation, molecular function: lipoyl(octanoyl) transferase activity. The coding region runs from base 255 to 1346 and encodes 363 amino acids. Gene Ontology annotation, cellular component: mitochondrion. Gene Ontology annotation, biological process: protein lipoylation. The transcript has a single exon. NCBI's taxonomy places the organism in Eukaryota, Fungi, Ascomycota, Eurotiomycetes, Chaetothyriales, Herpotrichiellaceae. The record is from RefSeq and is a predicted model, not a curated record.
AUACGAGAACCGAUUCCUCUGACGGUACAACAGUGCCCUAUCUAGAGAAGGUGCGACCCAUAAGGCUUAACUGGAAAAUAAAAACUUUAUGACGACCGCAUGCAUAGCGCUGCUAUCAGGCACUUUCCGGGCUUAUCCGUACCUCGGUCUUUCAUCUUGAUCUUGCUGCUUCUUGUUCCGCCGACCUUGGACCUCAGCGCGCGAUAUAUCGUCGCCACCAGUCCUCCAAACAGCCAUGCUCCCACGAUAAUGCCAUGCGCCUAGCCCACCUGCACAUUCCGCGCCUGAUACCAUAUACGCACUCGCUCGAGCUGCAGAGUGCACUAGUCGAACGACACUUCCAAUACAAAGACUCGAUCCGCGCUGGUAGUCAGGCGGGCAUCAACACUAAGCGCGUUCAGGAUGAGGACGCGAACAGCGCCUCAGACUCCGGCAAUGCGUCGGCAAAGCAAGAGCCCAAUGUCAGCGACACCUUGACCGAGGUAGCAGAAACUCGACAGCGAGGGUCAGACCCAGCUGCAAACACCACAACGGGAACAUCAACGACGUCCACCCUGUCCCCACCCGAUCCAAUCCUCCUUACAUUCUCCACACAUCCAACCUACACCGUCGGACGGCGACACCUGCAAACCAACCCGAUCUCCUCCACGCAACAAGAUUUCCUGACGUCCAAUGGCCUAGCGACAUUCUACGCCUCGCCCCGUGGUGGCCUGCUCACGUACCAUGCCCCAGGGCAAUUAACAGGUUACAUCGUUGCCGAUCUACGCCGGCAUGGCAUCACGGCGCGAUGCUGGGUGAAGCUGCUGGAAGAGAGCGUCAUGCGCACAUGCCUGGCGUGGGGCGUGCAGACUACAAGGACGGAUGAUCCAGGGGUGUGGAUCAAGCAGCCUUCGAUCCCAGCUGGAUACGAACAGACACAAGACGACCAAGAGGGCCAAAACCAAAGUGACCAUAAAAUCUGCGCGAUCGGCGUGCAGGUUUCGCGCGGCAUAACGUCCCACGGGAUAGGAUUGAACGUCUUUGACGCCACGUUCCCUUCGUCGGGAAAAGUCUACGACUUCACGCCCGCUCAAACACAAUCUGCCUCGUACUCUGCACAUACCCAAGGCUAUCUGUCAUGGGGCUUCAGCAGGAUUGUCGCCUGCGGAUUGGAAGGGAAAAGCGUGACAUGGCUUGCGCGAGAAGGAGACCGGAAAGACAGUGACGGGAUCUCACUUGAGGCCGUGGCCGACGUCCUCGCCCGCGAGGUUGCGCGAGGUCUGAAGAAGAUGAAGCGUGAUGGGAAAGAGGGCGUAGACGGUGUAUAUCGCCUCCAGGAAGAGGAUAUACUCUCACACACUGAGUAGUAGCCUGCUAUCACGUAUCGAGAAACAAUAUGUACCUGAACUCGAGGUCUAAAACAAGCACACUGUGCCACGUUUCCUGGAAACAGGCUCAUCGUGUAGAGAAUUCAAGGAUCAACUUCGAAGCGAUAUAACGGGCGUUAAGACGGGAUGGAUGUGGGAGAGUGUUAUUGUUCAAAGUGGAUUUCAUUGUCUCA